Physella acuta is the source of this 4202-nucleotide messenger RNA. RefSeq names its product zinc finger protein 345. Gene Ontology annotation, molecular function: DNA-binding transcription factor activity, RNA polymerase II-specific; RNA polymerase II cis-regulatory region sequence-specific DNA binding. Gene Ontology annotation, biological process: regulation of transcription by RNA polymerase II. The record is from RefSeq and is a predicted model, not a curated record. NCBI's taxonomy places the organism in Eukaryota, Metazoa, Mollusca, Gastropoda, Physidae.
AAAAAAAAAAAAAAUGUCGGAGAAAAUUCAAAACAGGUCAUUUUCGGUAGUCAACUUUAUUUAUUUUUGUCUAAACAACUAUGCAUCGAAUUUAACAGUUAAAUAUCAAUUUGGUUAUGUUUAAGAUAUAUACUUUAUAAAAUACAUGCCUAGAUACGUUUAGAGGCAUUAUUUUAUUUUAUUUUUAAUAUUAAAUCUACUAAAAAUACGACAGAUGAGUCGAAAAUUUCGAGAUAGAAAGAAACUAUUAUUUUUUAUCUUUCAAAAGCGCCAUUGAAAUUACAAGACCGGAAAAGGAUGCUGAAACCAUCCGACUUCCUGUUUAGUUAAAAAUUAGGAUUUGUAUGCCAAAUUUUAAUGAAACAAAUUUAAUUUUUCUAUGCGUAUUGUAAGCGGGCGGCAGCGGGCGUUACGGGACAUUAACGGUGUCGGGCGGCAGCGGGCGUUACGGGACAUUAAUGGUUAAACAGCAGUGUCUGAGAGCAAGAUUUGCUAUAUAAACAGCAGCCAUUUGUAAAAUAGAGUGGCUUCCCCCUGAAUCUCUUAUAAAAAUAAAACUUAAACAAGAUGGCUGCUAAAGUAAAUGAGCAUGGUUGCAUCUGUUGGAAACAUCGCUAGUCUUCAUUUAUUACGGAAAAGUUUUAAUUCAAUUGUAUAAAAACAGUUCAUUUAUAAGAAACAGGGCAGAAUGGCAGAGGCAACAAAUGAUUUAGAUAUAAAGUCAGAUGAAUUAUCAGAAUUUUCAAAUUCUGAAGAUGUGAAGCCAGAGCUAUCUACAUUACUUUUAUCUUCUGCUGACAUAAAAACAGAAGUAGCAACAUUUUUGACUUCUCAUGAUAUGAAACCAGACAUGACAUUUAUAACUUCACAGGAUUUUAAAACAGAUGUUACACCAGAACUUUUAUCUUCGAAAGAAACAAAAGCAGACUAUACAACAUUUUCAUCUUUUGAUGAUGUAAAACACAAUACGACAUUUAUAACUUCUGAAGAUGUAACAACAGGAUUUUUAAUUAAUAAAGAUAUGGAACCUGCUGUAUCAGCAAUAUGUACAGGAUCAGAAGAUAUAAAAUCAGAAUUAGCAGCGCUAUCAACUAGAGAAGAUAUAAAAUCAGAAUUAGCAAUGUUAGCAAGAAGUGAUGAUAUAAAACCAGAUUUAUGGACAAAAUUUAUAGAUUUUGAGGACAAACAGCAAAAAGGACUAGAAGAAAAGCUAGAAAUUUCUGAAGAUAGAACAUUUGAGUCUGUUUUUCAGCAUGAACAUUUUUUUCAAAGAUCUAACUUGAACAAACAUAAACAAGCUCAAGUAGGGGAGAGGCCUCUUGAAUGUGAUGAUAGUCAUAAAAGGUUUUCAGAUAGUUCUAGUUUAAGAAAACAUAAAAAAGUUAAUUCAGGAGAUAAGCCACAUGAAUGUGAUCUUUGUCAUAAAAAGUUUUCAUUCCGUUCUAGUUUAAGUAGGCACAAAAAAAUUCAUUCAAUGGUUAAGCCUUAUGAAUGUGAUGUUUGUCAUAAAAGGUUUUCAGACAGUUCUUAUUGUAAUAGACACAAAAGAGUUCAUACAGGAGAAUAUCAAUAUGCAUGUGAUAUUUGUCAUAAAAAGUUUUCAGACAGUUCUAAUUUAAAUAUACACAAAAGAGUUCAUUCAGGGGUUAAACCUUAUGAAUGUGAUGUUUGUCAAAAAAAGUUUUCAUACAGUUCUAGUUUAAAUAAACAUAAGAAAGUCCAUUUAAUGGUUAAGCCAUAUGAAUGUGAUGAUUGUCAUAAAAGGUUUUCACACAGUUCUACUCUAAGAAUACACAUAAAAAUUCAUUUAGGGGUUAAGCCUUAUGAAUGUGAUGUUUGUCAUAAAAAGUUUUCAUGCAGUUCUAGUUUAAGUAAACAUAAGAAAAUCCAUAUAAUGGUUAAGCCUUAUGAAUGUGAUGUUUGUCAUAUAAGGUUUUCAGACAGUUCUUAUUUUAAUAGACACAAAAGAGUUCAUACAGGAGAAAAUCAAUAUGAAUGUGAUAUUUGUCAUAAAACGUUUUCAGACAGUUCUUCUAUAAGCAAGCACAAAAAAAUUCAUUUAGUUGUUAAGCCUUAUGAAUGUGAUCUUUGUCAUAAAAAGUUUUCAGACAGUUCUAAUUUAAAUACACACAAAAGAGUUCAUUCAGGAGUUAAACCAUAUGAAUGUGAUCUUUGUCAUAAAAAGUUUUCAGACAGUUCUACUCUAAGCAAACACAAAAAAAUUCAUUUAAUGGUUAAGCCUUAUGAAUGUGAUGUUUGUCAUAAAAAGUUUUUAUUCAGUUCUAGGUUAAAUAAACAUAAAAAAGUUCAUUCAGGAGAUAAGCCACAUGAAUGUGAUGUUUGUCAUAAAAGGUUUUCAGACAGUUCUACUCUAAGCAAACACAAAAAAAUUCAUUUAAUGGUUAAGCCUUAUGAAUGUAAUGUUUGUCAUAAAAAGUUUUCAGACAGUUUUCAUUUUAAUAGACACAAAACAAUUCAUUCAUCAGAUAAUUCUGAUAAUCCGUAUGAAUGUGGUGUUUGUCAUAAAAAGUUUUCAUACAUUUCUGUUCUAAACCAACACAAAAAUAUUCAUAUAGAAAUUAAGCCUUAUAAAUGUGAUCUGUGUCAUAAAAAUUUUUCAUACAGUUCUUAUCUAAGCCAACACAAAAAUAUUCAUUUGGAAGUUAAGCCUUAUGAAUGUGAUCUUUGUCAUAAAAGGUUUUCAAACAGUUCUAAGCUAAGCCAACACAAAAAUAUUCAUUUGGAAGUUAAGCCUUAUGAAUGUGAUGUUUGUCAUAAAAGGUUUUCAAACAGUUAUAGUUUAAGUAAACAUAAAAAAGUUCAUUCAGGAGAUAAGCCACAUGAAUGUGAUCUUUGUCAUAAAAGAUUUUCAAACAGUUCUAAUUUUAAUAGACACAAAAGAAUUCAUUCAGCAGAUAAUUCAUAUGAAUGAUUUUUUUCAUUAAAAAGUUUUCAUAAAGUUCUUCUCUACGCAAACACAAAAAAAUUGGUUAAGCCUUAAGAAUGUCAUAACUUUGUCAUAAAGGGUUUUCACUUUGUUCAUUUAGGAAAUAAAUUCUAUAAAUCUGAUGUUGGUCAUGAAAACUUUACCCACGAUAGUGUAUGAUAAUAUUUUCUAAAUUGUUCAAGCACCAAAUGAAUAGACAUUCUAAUCUUCAAUUCAUUCAUGAUCUGUAUAUAUUCAUAAUAGGAUUGCAUGUAAGCACCAAAUGAAUAGACAUUCUAAUCUUCAAUUCAUUCAUGAUCUGUAUAUAUUUAUAAUACAAUAGCAUGUUUUAGUUCUACUUCUAGGUCACUGGUGUAUAUUUUCAUAUAUUAUGUGCAAAUACAGCUAAAUUGAUGUUCAUUUGCAUGUAUUUUAAUGAAAAUAAAAGAUAAUAGCAGACUAUUAUUAAUAAGUUAUAAUAGUAAAUUUACCCAAUUUAGACCAUCCUUGUGGCUGAACAUUUAUAGUUGAUCUUUUCUUUGGUCUCAGUCUGAGAAGUGUAAGUGGGGUAAUUCCCUAAAACAACUAUCAGUUUCUAAUGCUUGACACUAUCCCACUUUCUUUUCUAUUUGCAAACAGUACCACCCUAUACAAGUUGCAAAUUUAAAAGGCAAUAAAGAAAAACAAGACGAACACUGUAUUGGUUAUGUUCUGACAUUUUGGUAUCCUAUUUCUAGCAUAAUUUAUGCUUUGUUGUUUUUUCUUGUUUUCUUUUUUUUUUAAAAACACUUUAAUUUUAAUGAAAAUGUUGCUGUGUGAUUGUAACAAGAAAAAAAAUAAAUUUCUAACUAAAUGUUUUUUUAGGGGUUUUCUGACAAUGUUUGUAUUCUGACAUAAAAAUUCCAAUUAGACCAUAGUGUGUUAAAGUGUAUGUGGCAUAUAUUUUAUAUACAUCCAUCUGUAUUAUUAACAGACUAUAUAUAAACAUCGUUACUGUUAAGUAUGCAGUGAUUAAAACUUAUACACUCAUACACCCAACUAAGCGACGCCACUGCCUAUAGGCUAUUACAUUUUCCAAGACCACUAACGCAUAUUAUAUCCAUAAUAAGUUAGUUUCCUUAGCCUAUAGGCCUAUAAACAUUUUCCAAGACCACUACCACAUGUAAAAUUAUGUUAUUUGUUACAUGAGCCCACAAGUUUUAAUUAUGUAUGUAUGUAACCAAGGAUUACAAAAGCAUAUAAGAAAAAAUAAUACUUCCAUUGCCUCAAGUGUUAA